UCCAGUUUGGGAUUAGGGCCCGUCGGAUUCGUUUCCAAUUUCUCGCCGUCUGUUUUUAUCUGUUCCUACUUACUACGGAUGUGAGUUCGUACGAAGCUCUCUGAAGAACGCCAUCGACUCGACGCUUUUGUGAGGAAAGAAAGUCAGGCCUACAUGUAUGUACUACUGUACUGUAAUCAACAAGCUAGGCCGUACGCCGCCCUGCUUCAAGUGUCUUUGUUGAGGAUGUCGUUGUUGGGAUGAGGAGGCCUACGACGGAAGCUUUCAGAGAAUUGUGUUCCUUCAGACCUCAGACGUGCUAAACAUCUCCAAGAUCUCGAAACUGCGUGUUUAUCGCUCUCAAUAAGGUGUCACGGGUUCGUAACAUCUCGCAAUUCUUCAAGAUGGGAUCGAAGAACGAGGACGGUUCCAGAGACAAAUCGAGGUUUAGUGAGUUCGCCGGGAAUGGUUUCCUGCCCCUCGACAAUUCUAAAACGGUUCAAAGUGAGGCUUUAUUGCCUAACGAAUUCAAAGACUUGGAGCUCAACUUGGGAAGACCCAGGCGCUACUGGGUAGUGACUUUGAGUAUUCUUUUAUAUGGAAUGGUUUUUAAUGGCACCACUAACGGCUUUGCCAGUCCAGCACUAGUGUUAAUGCAAAGCAACCAAUCUGGAGACGAUUUGGUUUUGACAGAUCAAGAGUUGUCCUGGGUAUCGAGUCUCGCUGGUUUGGGUUAUCCAGUGGGAACAAUCCUCUCCGGAGUCCUUAUGAGGUACCUGGGCCGCAAAUGGGCCACCUUAACUUUACACUGCUCCAGUUAUGUCUUUGGCUUUGGUCUCAUCUACUUGGCGCCAAAUGCCAAUUGGAUUUUCUUGGGCCGCUUUGUUUGUGGAAUUUGUCAGGGCAGCUGUAAUUGUAUAAUUAUAGUAUAUACUCUGGAAAUGUGCAUCAAUCAGAAACAAAGAGCACUUGUUGGGGUUCUUUUGGCUGUGAUGGGCUACAGUGGAACCUUAUUCAUCAAUGUUUUGGGAGUGUUUCUCACUUGGCGUCAACUUGCACUCACUUCCUUGGUAAUGGCUGUUCCAUUUGUGGUGGGUCUCAUCAUCUGGGUCCCUGAGGCCCCACAAUAUCAUUUGUCUAAGGGACAAUCUUCUCUGGCCCUCAAUGUGUAUGACCAAUUAUUUGGGAUUCAUUUCCGCCCUUCUGUUCAAUACUUUCUGAAUCAAGGUUCUCAGAUGUCCGAAGAUCUGGAGGCUGAAUCAUUCCAGGGAGCUCAGAAAUGCCAGUCCUCGCUCAAAUUACUUCAAGCUUUGAUUUUUAUGCUUUUCUACCAAUUUGCCGGUUACAAUGUCAUUUGUUUCUACGCAGCCUCAAUUCUUCAAACAGAUGCCAAGUACAUCAAUUAUCAGUCAAACAGAUCUUUUUGGCACUCACUGGAUCCGGCCCUAGUGGCAGCAGUGUUUGUGGCCUUGGCCGGACUUUUGGGCGUGGUUUUUGGCGUGUACUUGGUUCAGCACUUCCAACGCAAGAACCUCCUCAUCACGUCAGCUUUAGGCACCUCUUUGGCCUUUUUCGCACUAGGUGUCCUCUUCGAAGGCAAAAAAGGGAAUGUAUCCAAUCACAUUGGAUGGGAUCUUUGGCUACCGACAGCGCUACUGGUGAUUCACAUUCUGAUCUUCAGCACCGGCUAUGGAUCCAUUGGAUUCCCAAUGUUGGCUGAAAUGCUGCCACCAGCCAUGAGACCUAUUGGCAUGUCUUUUCUGACAACCAUGGGCGGAAUUUUCACCUUUGCCAACGCCAAAUCCUUCAGCGAUCUGAGUGGUGUCUGGGGACAAGGCCUGACGUUCAUCGUUUACGGAGCCAUCAACUUCUUGGGCGCCAUCUACAUUCGAGUCUGCGUGCCCAAGUUAUAAACUGUGCCAUGAACCACACAACAACGUCUUUCCGAUCAUCACUUCUUGUCAAACAAAUGUAUUGCUCAUACGAAUUGCGAAUGUGUGCUAAGAAAUCCAGAUUCCAUCUAUA
This is a messenger RNA of Tigriopus californicus, 2004 nucleotides long. RefSeq names its product facilitated trehalose transporter Tret1-2 homolog. Gene Ontology annotation, cellular component: membrane. The record is from RefSeq and is a predicted model, not a curated record. The transcript has 6 exons. Gene Ontology annotation, biological process: transmembrane transport. Gene Ontology annotation, molecular function: transmembrane transporter activity. NCBI's taxonomy places the organism in Eukaryota, Metazoa, Arthropoda, Copepoda, Harpacticoida, Harpacticidae. Bases 384 to 1892 code for a protein of 502 amino acids.